Messenger RNA from Centruroides sculpturatus (bark scorpion), 3823 nucleotides. Its product is annotated as ribosome-binding protein 1-like. The record is from RefSeq and is a predicted model, not a curated record. Bases 255 to 3518 code for a protein of 1087 amino acids. The transcript is spliced from 20 exons. Lineage: Eukaryota; Metazoa; Arthropoda; Arachnida; Scorpiones; Buthidae. Gene Ontology annotation, cellular component: endoplasmic reticulum membrane.
CGUUCUAUAAAUUACUUUAAUCGAAUUUUUAAUGGUCCGAAAUUAAAAAUAGAUUAUUUCGAAUUUAAAUUUCUGAUUACUAUUAGAAAGAAAUAUUAUUUAUUCGUCUAUAGUAAUUACCAAUCGGGUUCAGUUGUCAACGUGGCAAAGUCAAUGGCCUCCUUCACUAUCAGACGUCCUUCAUUUCUCCAUUUAAAUCGUUUAUUUAAAACGUAACACAAGUUGCAGUUCAGACAGUCAAUAUUCUCUGCAGCAUGGAUGUUCAGACUGCGUUUGUUUGCGUCGGAGUUUUCUUUGGAUCGGCCGCGGUGGUGUGCCUGAUUUCCAUGUUUGCAAUCAAGGAGAAGACUUUCGAAGAGGCCAUAGAAGAACAGAAGCGACGCAGUCAGGAAGAGGUGCUCUGUAAGACCGAGAAGCCCAAAAAAGACAAAAAGUAUAAAAAGUGGUCUCGGCAGAAGAAAGAGAAGAGCAAUGAGAAGUAUCAUGAGGAGGAGAAUGUACUAGAGAAGUGCAAUUCCUGUGACCAUGUAGAAUUCAAACCUGAGCCGGAAUUUGUGGCAGAGUCGGAUGGUGAGACGAAACCACCGAAGAGCAAGAAGCACAAAAUAAGUGUGCCAAAGCCAAUACUGGCAAAGAAGGAUGACGUUCCCAUUGCAGAGUCCAUCUCCGAAGCCCUGGAGGAGGUUGACCUCAGAAAGGAAAAGAAUGAAUCGGGGGAAGUGGCAAGAGAAGUUGCAGAAGAGCCCAAAAAAGCAUCCGAGCCAACCUUCAUUAAAGAGACGCAUCGACGGGAAAUCAAAACUGCAAGAGAGGUCCAUUCGGCUGAGACAGAACUCGCCAAAGAGAUGCCUGUUACGGCAGGUGUUUCCAAGAAGAGAAAGGCGAAAGUCGAGCAUUUUGAAAAUGGUGAUUUCAUAUCUGGUGCCAAGUUGCUGAAUCUGAUGAAGAAUGCUAUACUAACUGAUGUAGAUGUGCAGACUCUUAUCAAUUUCUUGUUAAAUAAGCAGGGAGAAGCUUCUGGCUGGAUGAAGAAAAAUGAUCCAGUGACGACUCUGAAAAAGCAGCUACAAGAGAAAGAACAAGCUCUGGAAGUGGAACAGAAACAGACACAGGCAGCAACUAGUAAAUUACGUGAACUAAGAAAAGAAUUGAACCAGGAGAAGUCGAAGUUAACGGCUGUUGAACAGACCUCACGUGAAAAGAUUAGCCAGUUGCAGCAGGAAAUCCAGGCCAUGCAAGUCCGUAUGAAAAGUAGUCAUGAGCAGCACGUUUCGGAAACCUCGUCGGUGCAGACUAAACUGCAACAGUUACAAGCCAAAUUAACAGAAAGCACCAACGAAAAUGCAAAAUUACAGAAAGAAAAGUCCACUUUAGAGAGUACACUUUCUACUAUGGAAUUUGAAAACAAGAGCCAUUCUGAAGAAAUAGCAAAACUUCAGUCCAAAUUAAAACAAGUUGAAGAAUUCCAGUUAGAAAAUGAAAAGAAAGAAAAGGACAUCCAGCUCAUACAGAAGUCAAAGGACAAUAUGGAAGAGCAUAACAAAGAACUGGAAGGGCGCAUUCGUGAACUUAUGUCAUCGCACGAGACCGAGCGCAAGGACCUGCAACAGAAGUUGUCGAGCACAAACAGUCAAUUAAAAUCCGUAGAGAAGACUUGUUCAGUCAUCAGUCAGGAAUUAAAAGACAAGAAAUCUGUCUGUUCUGAUCUAGAAACGGACAAUAACACGCUAAAACACAGGUUGCAAGCUAUGGAGAGUGUCGUCAAAGACAGGGAACAAGAAAUUAAAAAGUUACAGGCCAGUCUGGAGGAGACUUGCAUGCAGAGAACAGAACUCGAAUCUCGUCUAGAGCAACUUCAGAAUAAACUUGAGCAAUUAACAAAGAGUCAAGAAGAAGAAAUUCAUCAGGUGAUGUCGACCCCGGUCGAUCACGAGAAUCUAAGUCAGUUUCCAAAUGUGGGUGAGAGAACCUCUGCAGAAGGAGAAGAAGCACCUCAUUACCAUCAAAAUGGAGAUGUUCGCCAGGAGGUGGAUAAAACUUCACAGAAGAAAAUGUUAGAGCUUUCCGAGCACGAACGAAUAAUGGAGGAGAAAGAGGCAGCUUUAGAAAGGUUAUGGGACGAAGUCAAUCAGCACAAAUCAACUAUAACAAAUUUAACUGAAGAAUUAGCUGUACAGAAACAGAAAAAUAACGAAUUGAGAGAAAAGAACUGGAAGGCAAUGGAAGCUCUUUCUACUGCAGAAAAGACAGCAGAGUCAAAAAUAGAGCAGUUGAAAAGAGAGUCCGAGGAAAAGAUAAACAAGAGUCGAAAAGAGUUGGAAAGGAUGGAGGAGAGGAUAGAAGAAAUAAAGAGGCAAUUUGGUCAGAAUGGGAAGACGGAAGAACAUUUUGUACAGGAAUUAAGAGAAGCAAAAGACAGGGCUGAACAGUCAUUACAGACGGUAGAGCAGAGGCUGAAGGAUGAACGCAUUCUAAACGAAAAUAGAUUAACUCAAAUAGAUGAAUUGCAGCAAAGGUUUCAAGAUUUUCAGACGACUGUAAAUAAUAAGAUGAAGGAUUUAAGUAAAGAAUUUGAUUCAAAAAUAGAAACUCAACAGAAAGGAGAAAGAGAGCUGUUGCAAAGGAUAUUUCCCGAUGUGAAAGUCAACAAGCAGCUAGAACAUUCUGUGUGGGUUUCUCAUUUUGAACGAGAAGCUUUGAAUAUAAUUAACACUACACAACUCCGAAUGGGAGACAAAGUAGCAGAAAGUCUCCAAAGGGAGGUAGAUGAGUUAAGAAGUCAGGUGAUGGCUGUGAAAGAAGAUAAAGAGAAAACGGUGCAACACUACAAGACUGUUCUAGCAGAAACGGAAGCUAUAUUAAAUAAAUUACAAAAUAGUGUUGAACACGAAGAACUGGAGUGGAAAAAGAAACUAAAAUUGAAAGAACAAGAACUUGAAAAGGUUAGUAAAGAAAACAAAGAAUUACUUUCGGAAAAGAAGACGUUAGAAUCGAACCUUCAACAAUUCCAAGGAUUGGAAGAGACAACAUCAGAGGUAUGUGGAGUUAGAUUUGCGUAUAAUUGCAUUGAAAAGAUCCUACCUUCCGUUGUUAACGAGAUGCAAUGCAAACUCAAAGAACUACAAGUCAAAUUAGAAGGGGAAGAAGCAGAAAGGAAAUUACUUGAACAGAAACUAGAAGAGGCCAAUCAAAGUGCCUUAAAAUUCAAAGAAGACUUUGAUGCCAACUCGAAAGAAAUCAAAGAACUAAGGAAAGAGAGUGGAAACUUUGAAAAUGUUAAAAAAGAAUUGCAACAAAUCAAAGUCCAAUUAGAAAAAGAAAAGAAGAUUACGAAAGACCUAUCUGCUCAGACGGUCAAACUCAAUUCUCUAGUUAAAAUUGGUCAGGAUGCAUUGCGUGCUGAACAGGAAACAGUUGAGAAGCUGCAGGCUCAGCUUCGGAGCUUAGAGAAUAAGAAUCUGAAUGGACCGGGUGCGUCCCAGAAUGCGGAGAGUGAAGACGUUUCGACCAAGAAGUAAUCUGUGACGAAAGGACGUGCUCCGCCAUGCAUUUAUCGCACGACGUAGAGUGCAUCUCGUCCACGUGGAGGAAGCAGACCUUUCCGCCAGAUCGGAUGGACGGAGACGCGUCGGGCGAAGUUCCUACAGUGUGGUGCUUAACGACAGAAAUAUUAGAUCAUUUUAACAAUAUACAUUUAUGCAUAAUAGAAGGGGAAAAGUGCUUUAUUAUGUUCUUUUUAUACAUGCCAAUAUUUCAAAGUGACUGUAUGAUUUAUGUUAAAAUAAUUAUUUUCUAUUAAAUUCCUUGAUUAAAAAAAGUCCAA